Molecule: messenger RNA, 1578 nt
Organism: Penicillium verhagenii
Lineage: Eukaryota; Fungi; Ascomycota; Eurotiomycetes; Eurotiales; Aspergillaceae
Product: sugar porter family MFS transporter
Exons: 3
Coding region: 1-1578 (525 amino acids)
Biological process (GO): transmembrane transport; carbohydrate transport
Cellular component (GO): membrane
Molecular function (GO): carbohydrate:proton symporter activity
Source: RefSeq, a predicted model, not a curated record
AUGGCACCUCGUGCAUUGAAGAACUACCGCGUGUAUAUCCUCACAGCAGUCGCCUACCUAGGCUCCCUGCUCUUUGGAUAUGACACGGGUGUAAUGAGCUCCGUCCUAGCGAUGGACAGCUUCAAGAAGGACUUCGGUCUUCCAGUCUCAUCAUCUGGCUUCGCCUCGGACAAAAACGCCCAAGUCUCAUCUAACGUCGUCAGUCUCCUGACAGCAGGAUGUUUCUUCGGUUCCAUCUUCGCCGCAUACAUCAAUGACCGUAUUGGUCGUCGAUACUCGCUCAUGAUCUUUUGUUUGAUCUUCCUGGUCGGUGCCGCCAUCCAGGUCGGCGCCCAUCAUGAAAUCGGCGUCAUCUACGGAGGUCGUGUGAUUGCCGGUCUCGGUAUCGGCGGCAUGUCGAGUAUCACCCCCGUUUUCGUCAGCGAGAACUGUCCAGCCAAAUACAGAGGUCGCAUUGCCGGUAUGUUCCAGGAGUUCCUGGUCAUCGGUAGCACGUUCGCCUACUGGCUGGAUUAUGGUGUUGCCUUGCACAUCCCCGAGAGCACCCGGCAGUGGCGCAUUCCCGUGGCCAUUCAGCUUGUCCCCGGUGGACUCAUGCUUGUGGGAUUGUUCUUCCUGAAGGAAUCUCCUCGCUGGCUGAUGAAGCAAGGGCGGCAGGAUGAGGCGCUGACCUCUUUGGCGUACAUUCGCAACGAGCCGGAGGACAGCGAGGAGGUGCAGAGGGAGAUUGCGGAGAUUUUCACUGCGAUGGAGGAGGAGUCGCUCGCUACCGAGGGCGUUACCUGGAAGGAGUGCUUGGAGAAGAGCAACCGGUACCGCUUCUUCUUGGCGUUUGUCAUCAUGUUCUGGCAGCAGUUCUCCGGAACAAACAGUAUCGGAUACUAUGCGCCUCAGAUCUUCGAGUCAAUUGGUGUUAGCUCGACCAAUUCGUCGCUCUUUGCUACCGGUAUCUAUGGUACUGUCAAGGUUGUCGCGACAGCCAUCUUCUUGUUCAUUGGAAUUGACCGAUGGGGUCGCAAGAACAGUAUGAUCGGUGGUGCUGCAUGGAUGGCUGCCAUGAUGUUCAUUAUUGGAGCUGUCUUGGCCACUAACCCUCCCAACCCCGAUGCAAGCGGCGUCUCCCCAGCUUCUACCGCCAUGGUCGCGAUGAUUUACCUUUAUGUUAUUGGAUAUUCUUUCUCAUGGGGUCCCACACCCUGGGUGUACCUGGGCGAGAUUUUCCCCACCCGCCUGCGUUCAUACGGUGUCGGUCUCGGCGCAGCCACCCAGUGGCUUUUCAACUUUGUCAUCACCGAGGUCACUCCUCGUGCCAUUAACAAGAUCGGCUGGAGGACUUUCCUCAUGUUCGCCAUCUUCUGUACCGCCAUGGGCAUCUUUGUCGCUAUCUUCCUCAAGGAGACCAAGGGUCGCAGUCUGGAGGAUAUGGAUCUUAUUUUCGGCAAUGUCGACGAGAAGCAGCGGCGCGCAGAUGUGGAGCAGACACUCCACAAGAGUGACUUCUCCCACUCCGAGCAUGUGGAGGAGCACGAAAUGGUGGACCCCAAGGAAGAAGGCCAGGUCCAUUUGGAAGCGAAAUAA